AUGACAAUAUUUUAUCAAGGAGAUCUACAGAGCGGUAUAGCUCUCGCUGUGAGAGAGGCCAAGGCCGUCGUGUGCUUUGUUCGAGACGAAGCUGAGAAAAGCUCCACGUGGGAGAAUGAGUACUUCGCUGGAGAAAAAAUCUCACAAGUGCUCGACGCGAAAGCAGUUCUAUUACGUUUGGCUGCAGGAUCUCAAGAAGCAGGCUUUCUGGCGUCUUUCUGUCCGAUCGUUAAGUUUCCCACUGUUGUGGUUAUCCGGAAUGGUACUAUGGCGGAAUACCUUGUCCCCGAGGUUUCUAAAGAGGAUUUCCAGAAUCGUCUUGUCACUGCUGUGACGAAGGACAAUUCUAAUUCAGCACAGCCGGUGCAGAAUACCAGUAUACCUGGAGAAGGAAAUAAUUCUUCAGCCGCUGUCUCAACGCCUCAAUCUGCUUCCCCUGUACCACCAUCUCGCGCGCCAGUGACAAGUCCAGCACAGAAUACCAGCCAAUCUGCCCCUGCACCGCAACAAGUAUCAAAUACGGCUAAAGAAAGUACUACAACCAAGAAGCCCAUAGCAAGCAAAGGAGAGAAGGAAGAUACUAUCCCCGAACCCCAACCACGAAAAGAAAAUCAGACCAAGCAAGCUCCCAAGCCUAAGAGGGAGAGCAAAUUGCCCGGGAAGGCUCCUCAGGAAAGUUCCUCAGCCACUCGCACCGAGCCAGGUCCAGUGUCAAAAGCACCUACUCCUCGAGGACCCCCAACCCAAUAUCGUCUACAAGUCCGACUCUUUGACGGCAGAUCUGUCCGCUCCAAUUUCACUCCCGAUCAGAAAAUUGGCACUGAUGUCCGCCGUUGGCUCGAUUCGCAAAUGGGAGACGAACAGCGUCCAUACAGUCUUAAACACGUCCUAACGCCCCUCCCCAGUCGAACCCUCUCUGUUUCCGAGGAAUCCCAACCCCUUCAAAACCUGGGCUUAGGUUCGACUGCGAACCUUGCUAUGAUCCCUGUGGCGACUUACACAGAGGCAUACGCCACAACUGCAGCUUCUUUACCGCUCCGUGGGGUUUCAGCAGUCUACAAUGCAGUUUCAUCUGUUGCUUCUUCGACCACGGGAUUCAUUGGAUCAUUAAUAUAUGGCUCUAACGAGGCCCCGCAAAAUGAAGAUGGCCGAACUGUUGGUAAUAUUGCGGCAAAUCCAUCACGUCCUCGACCAGCGGGAACAAAUAUUCGGACGCUUAAUGACCAGCAGAAUGAGCGAGGGGACCGUCAGUUAUACAAUGGCAAUCAGCUGAAUUUCGAGCCUCGUCAGGAUCGCAAAGACGAAUGA
Messenger RNA from Penicillium chermesinum, 1308 nucleotides. RefSeq names its product UBX domain-containing protein. NCBI's taxonomy places the organism in Eukaryota, Fungi, Ascomycota, Eurotiomycetes, Eurotiales, Aspergillaceae. The transcript is spliced from 5 exons. The record is from RefSeq and is a predicted model, not a curated record. Bases 1 to 1308 code for a protein of 435 amino acids. Gene Ontology annotation, molecular function: protein binding.